Molecule: messenger RNA, 2228 nt
Organism: Cygnus olor (mute swan)
Lineage: Eukaryota; Metazoa; Chordata; Aves; Anseriformes; Anatidae
Gene: POU1F1
Product: POU class 1 homeobox 1
Exons: 6
Coding region: 1-1035 (344 amino acids)
Biological process (GO): regulation of transcription by RNA polymerase II
Molecular function (GO): RNA polymerase II cis-regulatory region sequence-specific DNA binding; DNA-binding transcription factor activity, RNA polymerase II-specific
Source: RefSeq, a predicted model, not a curated record
AUGUAUCUUGAGUCCUCAUACAUUUUCUUACCAGUCCCAUCUGUUUUGUUUUUGAUCCAAACUCCUAAAUGCUCCCAUCUCCAUUUUGCCAUGAUGACUUUGGGAAAUACAUUGGCAGGACUUCAUUACUCUGUGCCCUCCUGUCACUACGGAAAUCAACCGUCUACCUAUGGGGUGAUGGCAGGUAUCAAGCCUGCAACUCCAGAGAUGCUAUCAGCAAGUCUCUCCCAGAGCCGCAUUUUACAGACAUGCAGCAUGCCACAUCCCAACAUAGUCAAUGGUGUCAGCACAUUGCAAAGCAAGUCCUUUUCUUUUUUUCUUGUCUUUUCCUUAUUCUUUGGGAUUUUGUGCAGCCUGACUCCUUGCCUUUAUAAAUUCCCUGAGCACGCCCUGAGUGCCAGCUCCUGUGCUCUGGGCCACGGCUUCACACCCAUGCACCAGUCCCUUCUCGGCGACGAUCCCACAGCUGCAGACUUCAAGCAGGAAUUCCGCAGGAAAAGCAAGUCUGUUGAAGAGCCUAUUGACAUGGAUUCCCCUGAAAUCAGGGAGCUGGAGAAAUUUGCUAAUGAAUUCAAACUGCGGAGAAUUAAGCUGGGUUAUACGCAAACCAAUGUUGGGGAAGCGCUGGCUGCUGUGCAUGGCUCUGAAUUCAGCCAAACUACAAUUUGCCGGUUUGAAAACUUGCAGCUGAGUUUCAAGAACGCAUGCAAACUGAAAUCAAUACUGUCCAAGUGGCUGGAGGAAGCAGAGCAAGUGGGAGCUUUAUACAAUGAAAAAGUUGGAGUGAAUGAGCGGAAGAGGAAGCGCAGAACCACCAUAAGUAUUGCUGCCAAAGAAGCCCUAGAGAGGCACUUUGGAGAACAAAGUAAGCCUUCUUCUCAGGAAAUUAUGAGGAUGGCUGAGGGGCUCAAUCUUGAGAAAGAAGUUGUGAGAGUUUGGUUUUGCAACAGAAGACAAAGGGAAAAAAGAGUGAAGACAAGUUUGCAUCAGAACGCCUUUAGUUCUAUUAUCAAGGAGCAUCACGAGUGCCGGUAAAUCUUUUUCAUGCAUAGUUGUGGAUUUCUGUUUUGCUUUUUGUAAAUAUUUCAAGUACUUCGUUGUUUAAAAAAAUAUAAAAAUUAGUAAAUCUCUUGAUUCCCUACAAACUAGCCAGCUUCAGCUGCAAUGUAGUGCAGAAGACCUGAUUUUAAUGUAAAAGGUUGGGAACAAAUUAAAUGUUACAGCAUAUAUUUAAAGACUGGGAGGCCUCUGCUUAACUGCAAGGAACCUGUUAUGCAUUACACAACUGGAAAUGCUUUACAAGUUGCCCAGGUAGUUGCAGUUUCCCUGUACCAUGCCUUCCUUGCAUUUGUGCUACAUUUAAUGAUUAACAGAGAGCCCCGUGUAGGUAACCUAAGCAUGAGGAAACAAAUCCUUUGUGUUACACAUGAAGAAAGGUUACAAAGCUUGGUAUCAGCUGCUGUUGUUUUGAAAUAAUUUUGCCUCUGCACAUCGAUGUAAUUGCUAUACCCUUCACCCCAUGGUAACUAGCUAAAUGAGCUAAAUCCGCGAGACUGCGAGCCGUUAGGCUCAUGCAGGGUCCUGUCUCCAGCAGCAAACACUGAGUUCACUAAAUUAAACAUGAAAAAUAAGUUAGAACCUCGAGGAAGAGGAAAAGGUGAAUAAGUGACCUUAAACUUGUGGUGGUGGUGAUGUUGACUAUCUACUUAUGGCCAAAGAUAGAAAAUACCCACAGGAUCUUGUGGGACCGCCACUAGUUGUGAGCAAGCCAGGAAGGCAGGCAGAGGAGCACCGGGUGAGGACAGAAGAGCUGCCUUUCCAAAACUGGCUGAAAUCCAGGUACCACCUCACAGAAGCUGCACGCCUCUGACUGAACCAUUUCAGGUAACUUCCUUGUGUCUGUUCAGAGUGAAGACAUGAAAGAUGUGCUAUAAAUGCUGUCUUUAUUCAUGGUACAAUAAGCUUACCAGUACCAAGGUGUCAACACAGCCCCUAACACUUAAUGUACCACUUGACUGCCUUAAGCAGAUACCAACUAUAAAAGACCUUUUUUUUUAUGCUAGUUAUCAAAGGUAUUUCUUGCUAUUGGAUUGCGUGCCUUAAAGUCUGAUUUCGAUAGGUUUAGCUAUAAAAAUUGGGAAACAAUUUACCUUACCUUAUGACUUUGUGGCUUGAGGGAAAAACUAGAGGAUUUUUAUUUUUUUUUAUUUUUUUAUUUUUUACUUUGG